This is a messenger RNA of Parastagonospora nodorum SN15, 1036 nucleotides long. RefSeq lists its product as hypothetical. The transcript has 4 exons. Gene Ontology annotation, cellular component: cytosol; ribosome. Lineage: Eukaryota; Fungi; Ascomycota; Dothideomycetes; Pleosporales; Phaeosphaeriaceae. Gene Ontology annotation, biological process: translation. Bases 42 to 809 code for a protein of 255 amino acids. Gene Ontology annotation, molecular function: structural constituent of ribosome. The record is from RefSeq and is a predicted model, not a curated record.
GACAACACCACCUCGACGCCCAACACACCAGAGUCGCAACCAUGGCUGUCGGCAAGAACAAGCGUCUUUCAAAGGGAAAGAAGGGUCUCAAGAAGAAGACCGACACCUUCGCGAAGAAGGACUGGUACAACGUCAAGGCGCCAGGAACCUUCGCCAUCCGAGAUGUCGGCAAGACCCUCGUCAACCGUACCACCGGUUUGAAGAACGCAAACGACGCCCUCAAGGGCCGGAUAUUCGAGGUCUCGCUCGCCGAUCUCCAGAAGGAUGAGGACCACGCUUUCCGCAAGGUCAAGCUCCGUGUCGACGAGGUCCAGGGCAAGAACUGCCUGACCAACUUCCACGGCCUCGACUUCACCUCCGACAAGCUCCGCUCGCUCGUUCGCAAGUGGCAAACCCUCAUCGAGGCCAACGUCGUUGUCAAGACCACCGACGACUACCUCCUGCGCCUCUUUGCCAUCGGCUUCACCAAGCGCCGACCAAACCAGAUCAAGAAGACCACAUACGCUGCCUCGUCGCAGAUCAGGGCCAUCCGCAAGAAGAUGGUUGAGAUCAUGACCCGCGACGCCAGCUCGUGCACUCUUGCUCAGCUCACCCAGAAGCUGAUCCCCGAGGUCAUUGGUCGCGAGAUCGAGAAGUCCACCCAGGGCAUCUACCCCCUCCAGAACGUCCACGUACGAAAGGUCAAGCUCCUCAAGGCUCCCAAGUUCGACCUUGGUGCUCUCCUCGGACUCCACGGCGAGUCAAGCGCUGACGACUCUGGCCAGAAGGUCGAGCGUGAGUUCAAGGAGACCGUCCUCAACGAGGUGUAAACGAGCAUGGUUGAUCAGGCAAGGGGUUUCUGGGUCUUUCAAUCUUCUACGGCAUGAUAUGGGCAUACCAAAAGGUGUUAUGUUUACAAAUGAAAGGAUGAACAUAACCCUUAUGCGCUCCCGCGACAGUGACUGGCGUGCAUGGCUACAUCUUCGUUCGGUGUUCAUGCGGCGGUGCGGGAAAAGUACGAUCAACGAAAUGACAUUGACAAGACACUCCAUGCUCC